CCUGCCUGGAGACGGGCACAAACUGAACAGAUCACGCACCGGCUCCACCUCCGGGCUCAGGCCGGAGGCGAACUGAAGGUGGGCAGGAAAUGGAGUCAGGCGGGCCACUCCCAUGUUCAGCAAACCCACGCGAUGGCCGCGGCGGGUGGCGCGCCUCGCUCUUCAUCAUCGUCGUCGGCUUCGUCGAGCGCAUCGGGUUCAUCGGCGUGGAGGGCAACCUGAUCACUUACCUGUCCGGCCCGCUGGGCAUGUCGACCGCGGCCGCGGCCGCCGGCGCCAACGCGUGGUCCGGGACCGUGCUGGUGCUGCCGCUCGUGGGCGCGCUCGCCGCCGACUCGCGCCUCGGCCGGUACCGGGCGGUACUGCUCGCCGGCGUACUCUACCUGCUGAGCUUGGGAAUGCUGACGGUCUCAUCCAUGCUGCAAACAUCGCAAUCGCAUCACCGGAGCUGCCAUGGCGCAGCCACCGCCUGCUCGUCGGCGCCCUCACCAGCCUGGCUCGCCUUCUUCUACGCCGCGCUCUACCUGCUGGCGCUGGCGCAGGGCUUCCACAAGCCGUGCUCCGAAGCCAUGGGCGCAGACCAGUUCGACGCCACCGCGCGUGCGUCCCGGAGCUCCUACUUCAACUGGUUCCACUUCUCCAUAUCGUGGGGCUACGCCAUCGCGGCCACCGCGGUGACCUACGUCCAGGAGAACAUCGGCUGGACCGUCGGGUUCGCUGCGUGCUGGGCCGUCAUGUUGGUGUACCUCGCCGUCUUCUUGCUCGGCACCAGGACUUACCGCGCCGAGCAGCCCGUCGAUGGCAGUUCGCUCGCGCGGCUGACCGAGGAGUUCACCUUCUCUCAGAAGGUCGUUGCCACUGAUACUGACACACAACGGCUUCUGGUGGCAGAACCGGAGGAAGGUACUGAAGGAUUCCUGGCCAGGCUGCUACCGAUCUGGCUGUCGAGCCUAGUCUUUGCAGCAGCCAUGGCGCAGGUCACCACCCUGUUCACCAAGCAGGGAAGCACGAUGGACCGGCGCAUCGGCGGCCUCGUGGUGCCGCCAGCGGCGCUGCAAAGCUUCAUCAGCAUCACCUACAUCACCCUGGUCCCCGUCUACGACCGCGCCCUGGUGCCGCUCGUGAGGCGCCUCACGGGGCACCCCGCGGGCAUCACGACGCUCCAGCGCAUCGGCGCCGGCAUGGCCAUGUCCUGCGUCGCCAUGGCCGCUGCAGCGCUCGUGGAAGCCAAACGACUCAGCACGGCCAAGAACGCUGGCCUGCUCGACCGUCCCGACGUGGCGUUGCCGAUGAGCCUAUGGUGGCUGGUGCCGCAGUACGUCCUAGUCGGCCUCGCGGAGGUGUUCACCUGCAUUGGGCUGGAGGAGUUCUUCUACGACCAAGUACCCGACGCGCUCCGCAGCGUGGGGUUGGCGCUGUCCCUCAGCAUCCUUUGUUAGCUUUUAAUCUUGAUUUUUGUAUCAGAAUGUUUUCUUAGUACCGCAUGUAGUUAGGUGCAAUCGUUGUAUUCAGUUUUAGAGCCAGCCGGGUAUACGUGAGAUACGUAUAAAGCAGGGGAGUAUCCAGCCGGAGGCGAGAUGCCGAGAUGGUGUCGUGCGAUGCAACAUGAAUGGCGAGACGAAGCUGUGGUACAAGAGCUGAAGACAACAUGCUGAAUAGGAAGUAGCUGGGCGAUCUGGUCAAGCUCGUGUUAGCCGUUUGCAUGUGCAUGUAGUGGCCUGAGUGAAUCGGUCAUAUGCAUGUAAUUAGCCUGUGGAGUGCAUGCGUGGGUUAUCUUGCUGGUGGCCUUGUGAAGAGGUCAAGUUAGUUAGUGGAUUAGUGCAUGGAUUAGUGGAGUAGUGGAGUAGUGGGUACGGUAGUGGACUAGUGGCGUGAGUUGCAUGGCAACGGUGCCAAACCUCUUGUAUAUAUACUGCAUUCAGUUAAUGAGAAAGGUAACGGUGGAAGAAACAAUGUAGCAUAUUUUGUCCUAGGGGAAGUGCCUCUCGGCAAAGCAAGUAGUGCUUCUCCUUAAGUGUGUGUGCGUGUGUUCUAGAGAAAAAGCAGAUAGAUAGUUUGUGAGUGAGAGAGAAGUUGAGUGUUGAGAGAUGAGAGGUAGAAGAUGAAGAUAGGAGCUGCGAGAUGCAGCUCCAACAAUUGGUAUCAGAGCGAGAAGAUCUUGGAGCUUUCGGCGAUGGCGGUGCGAUGCCGCUGAAGCCGACGACGGUGGUGAUGGCAGACUCCACGAGAGGUGGAGGUCGCCGACGCGAGGUGAAGGUCGCCGGCGCAAGGUGAAGCUCACCGGCUGGUGGCGGUGCGAUGCUGCUACGAGCGGUGGCCAUCCCGGCGUGAUGGGCGGAGCUACAUGGGGCACCGGCGCAUGGAGAGGCCGGGUGCAGCACCAUGUACGUGCGACGACCAUGUCGAGGUUGGCUGCUGAUGGAAGGUCUUGUGAGCACCGGAGGCAAGGUACGGUGGCCCGAUGGCGAGGAGAGCACGGGCGACGCACCAAUCUCCAUGAGAUGUGGAGGUCGCAGUGGCGGCAAGCUCCUUGAGAUGAGGAGGCGAGGCUGCAAGUGGCGGCAGACUCCGUGAGAUGCGGAGGCCGGUGUAGGUGUCCAUGGCUACCAUUGCAGGAAGGACCGUGUGAUGCUGAUGGUGAACACAAGAGGCGCUGCAAGAGGUUGCGGGUGAGCUGCAACGAAGAAUUUGGAAUCAAGAUUAGGGGGGAGAUUGUUAGCUUUUAAUCUUGAUUUUUGUAUCAGAAUGUUUUCUUAGUACCGCAUGUAGUUAGGUGCAAUCGUUGUAUUCAGUUUUAGAGCCAGCCGGGUAUACGUGAGAUACGUAUAAAGCAGGGGAGUAUCCAGCCGGAGGCGAGAUGCCGAGAUGGUGUCGUGCGAUGCAACAUGAAUGGCGAGACGAAGCUGUGGUACAAGAGCUGAAGACAACAUGCUGAAUAGGAAGUAGCUGGGCGAUCUGGUCAAGCUCGUGUUAGCCGUUUGCAUGUGCAUGUAGUGGCCUGAGUGAAUCGGUCAUAUGCAUGUAAUUAGCCUGUGGAGUGCAUGCGUGGGUUAUCUUGCUGGUGGCCUUGUGAAGAGGUCAAGUUAGUUAGUGGAUUAGUGCAUGGAUUAGUGGAGUAGUGGAGUAGUGGGUACGGUAGUGGACUAGUGGCGUGAGUUGCAUGGCAACGGUGCCAAACCUCUUGUAUAUAUACUGCAUUCAGUUAAUGAGAAAGGUAACGGUGGAAGAAACAAUGUAGCAUAUUUUGUCCUAGGGGAAGUGCCUCUCGGCAAAGCAAGUAGUGCUUCUCCUUAAGUGUGUGUGCGUGUGUUCUAGAGAAAAAGCAGAUAGAUAGUUUGUGAGUGAGAGAGAAGUUGAGUGUUGAGAGAUGAGAGGUAGAAGAUGAAGAUAGGAGCUGCGAGAUGCAGCUCCAACAUCCUUGGGGUGGGCAACUAUGCCAGCAGCGCGCUCGUGGCGGCGAUCGAUUGGGUGACGACAAGGGGCGGCGGAGAGAGCUGGUUCUCCGACAACCUCAACCGUGCGCACCUCGAUUACUUCUACUGGCUCCUCUCCGGCCUCGGCGUUCUAGAGGUGGUCGUGUUCUUGUAUUUUGCAAAGAGAUAUGUGUACAGAAACAAAUGCGAGCAAUGAUUCGCUCACCAU
This is a messenger RNA of Lolium perenne, 3642 nucleotides long. Its product is annotated as protein NRT1/ PTR FAMILY 5.10-like. Gene Ontology annotation, cellular component: membrane. Gene Ontology annotation, molecular function: transmembrane transporter activity. The record is from RefSeq and is a predicted model, not a curated record. Gene Ontology annotation, biological process: transmembrane transport. Lineage: Eukaryota; Viridiplantae; Streptophyta; Magnoliopsida; Poales; Poaceae.